Messenger RNA from Labrus bergylta (ballan wrasse), 1866 nucleotides. RefSeq names its product chromobox homolog 8a (Pc class homolog, Drosophila) (gene cbx8a). NCBI's taxonomy places the organism in Eukaryota, Metazoa, Chordata, Actinopteri, Labriformes, Labridae. Gene Ontology annotation, cellular component: PRC1 complex; chromatin. Gene Ontology annotation, molecular function: chromatin binding. The record is from RefSeq and is a predicted model, not a curated record. Gene Ontology annotation, biological process: negative regulation of transcription by RNA polymerase II.
CCUCCGCUCACAAACCCAGAGCACGUAGCAACAACUGAGCCAAUGUGCACCACGGCGAUCCGUCCUACCGACUGCGGUGCCUGGCAACAGAAAAAGACGUGAUGACGUCCUCUCCAGAUUGCGUAUUAUGGGAUGUGCGGAAUUAAAACAACCCGAAGAGGACACGGGGAAAGCCAAAAAUAAUAAAAGAGACAGAAAUAAGCGGGGGUGCAUGCUGAAUCAUGGAGCUCUCGGCUGUUGGUGAGAGCGUCUUCGCAGCAGAGUCCAUCAUUAAACGGCGAAUCAGACGGGGUCGCUGGGAAUAUCUCGUGAAAUGGAAGGGCUGGUCUCAGAAGUACAGCACCUGGGAGCCAGAGGAAAACAUUCUGGACGCACGACUCUUCGCUGCCUUCGAUGAGAGGGAGCGCGAAAGGGAGCUGUUCGGGCCGAAGAAGAGAGGACCCAAACCCGAGACUUUCCUCUUAAAGGCCAAGGCCAAAGCCAAAGAAAAGGCGUAUGAGUUCAGAGGAGAGGCCUCAAGAGGGAUCCAGGUUGCCUAUCCCAUCCCGGAGCCUGUCAUAACACCGAGGGCCCGGGAGGGUUUACGCGCCGUGGUUCCUACAAUCUUCCCACCGAGCGCGGUAAACAGAGGGGAGAGUGUGUACGUGCGGCUCCCGGAGCCGGAGACGAGGCCCAAACCGGCUCCUGCUGCUUCCCUGUUAGUCCAGGAACCCGGACGGGCCCCAAAAAAGAGAGGACGUAAACCGAAACCGCAUUUGGAAUACGAUGAGGAUGAUGAUGAAGAAGACGGGUCAGGGGAGCCGGAUGUCAAAUUGAGCAGGCCUCUGGAGGAGCCGGGGUCUCGUGGCUUCUCCAAACUUUCCCGCCGAUUACACCAUCCUCAUCAUCAUCAUCAUCAUCACCAAGGGGAGACGUCAGAUCACAGCCUAAUGCAGCUGACCAAGAGGUUUCAGGAGAAGACAACAAUAACACCCAAAUCCAGCAGCGAGCAGAGGCACGCGGGACUGUCGUACAGCUGCGCGUACAGGCCAGAUGUGCGCACGAGCCAGCAGAGGGUACACAGGACUAGUUGUUUUGUCCCUCCUCCGAAAAAGCCGAAUCACUCCUCUUCAGAACAGCAGAGACACCACCAGGUGAGGGAGUUAUGUCCGCCCCGGGAACAGCCUGACGUCUCCAGCAGCCACGACCCGUCCACGCGCCCAGCCUCGUCCUGGACCCCCAGUUUCAGCAGCUUGGACAGUGUGACGGUGACAGACGUGACCAUGAACUUCCUGACAGUGACGGUGAGGGAGAGCAGCACGGACAAAGGCUUCUUCAGGGGGAAGAGAUGAGCAACAUAUCUGUUAAUCAAGAAACUAACAAACAAGUCUGUAACACUUUAUUUUUUCUAUGUGACUGUCAAACAUGUACAUACAGAUAUAUAAGACGCUGCUGAGAAUAUUAAACAUGAAAUUAUGAGUUUAACGUCUGUUUGUCGCUGUUUACGUCACUUCUGUUUUAUGAUUAUAAAUCCAUAAAAGGAUGUUUUUUCUCUGUCUUAUACAACUUCAUCAUAAACAUGCUUGUCGUUUUUUGUGGUUGCCAGUCUUUUAAGUGCGCUACAAAUUAUGACACUGCUCCACUUUGUAAAGUUUGUCACUUUGUAAUCUUGUCCAAAGUCAUGUUUUUCAUCUUUCUAUAAAAGAGCCACAGAAGAUUCUAGAGCUUUUGGCAUGGAGGUGAAAACGUGCCAAAACUGAAGUUUAUGAUUUUAAAAUUAGUCUGCUGUAUACUGCAGGAUCAUGCCAUAGAAUCAAUCCAUUGUGGGAAAAUGUACUCCAACUCCAUCUUUAAAGAAUUUAAAUAAAUGCUCCAUGCGUAAAAGAA